AAUGGCCUGCCUCCCCUUUUAAUUUCUCCCCUCUUUUAUCGUCUCUGCAGGGAAGGAAGGAAGACCAUGGGGCGAUUCCUCUUGGUGAGCCUGAGCUUGCUGGUUGUGACUUUAUCCCUAAAUGGAAUUGGAGCUGACCAUCAUUGCCCCUCGGACUGGACCUCCCUUGGGGAGUUUUGCUACAAGUUGAUCAAAGAAUGGAAGACCUGGGAAGAUGCCGAG
Molecule: messenger RNA, 222 nt
Organism: Pseudonaja textilis
Lineage: Eukaryota; Metazoa; Chordata; Lepidosauria; Squamata; Elapidae
Source: RefSeq, a predicted model, not a curated record